GCUAUUCUCUUCUCAUUCAAUGUAAGUUGAACAAGUCAAAUGUAACCCAGAUCCCGCUUAAAUUUCAAGCACAGACGCACUUUUUUUUUUUUUUUUCAAAUACAAACAAUAUAAAUAUUUUCUGCAUAUAUACAUAUAUAUAUGAUGCAAGCGUAUAUAUAGUUAUAUGCGUUAUAGAUAGAUAUAGCUCUGCUUUGCUUUAGAAUUGUUGAAGAUGAGUGGAGCUGGGGAAUCGUUUCAUUCUCCAACGACUAGGGACCUUUUGGCCGACGCUGUUGCUGGAGCUUCAGCUGGUGCAAUUGCAGCGAUUUUUGUGUGCCCUUUGGAUGUGAUCAAGACGAGAUUACAAGUACAUGGUCUCCCUCAAGGUUCACAGACCAAUCGUAGAGGUAGUGUCAUUAUUACAAGUCUACAGCACAUAUUAAAGAAUGAAGGCUUCAAGGGAAUGUAUCAUGGCCUCUCGCCAACGAUACUGGCAUUACUUCCAAAUUGGGCUGUAUACUUCACAGUUUACGAGCAACUUAAAGGCCUACUCCAUUCACAUGGGGAUAGCAAUAAUCAACUCACACUAGGAAACAAUAUGAUAGCUGCUGCUGGUGCUGGGGCUGCCACAGCCAUCACGACAAAUCCAUUGUGGGUCGUUAAGACCAGACUUCAAACUCAGGGAACGAGGCCGGAUAUAGUUCCAUACAAAAGCAUACUUUCUGCUUUGAGAAGGAUUACACAUGAAGAAGGGAUUUGUGGUUUGUAUAGUGGUAUUCUGCCUUCAUUGGCUGGGAUUAGUCAUGUUGCUAUUCAGUUUCCCGCAUAUGAGAGAAUCAAGUUGUUCAUGGCAGAAAAAAAUGAUACAGAGAUUGAUAAGCCAAGUCCUGGGCGUGUAGCAAUUGCCUCCUCAGUUUCCAAAGUACUUGCUUCUGUGAUGACUUAUCCACAUGAGGUUGUCCGUUCAAGGCUGCAGGAGCAAGGGCAGAACAGAAAGGUUGGGAUGCAAUAUGCAGGAGUUGUUGAUUGCAUCAAGAAGGUUUUCCAAAAGGAGGGUCUUCUGGGUUUUUACCGAGGCUGUGCGACAAACCUAUUAAGAACAACUCCAUCCACUGUUAUUACAUUUACCAGUUACGAGAUGAUAAAAAGGUUCUUGCAUCAAGCUCUGCCCCUGGAUAAAGAGCAUUUGCAAAAGCAUGCUAAACCUGAUGGGAACAUCGAGCCUCAGCAGAAAAACAUGAGCUGGGGACAUAGAAAAUGAUGCCACUUUGUGACAAUCACAAAUCCAAUCAAAUAAGAUUACUCCCUCUAUUCCUCUGGGAAACAAGGAUCAGCUAACAGCAAGACACUGAUUCAUUUUGUUGAAGAAAUCUUCCAUUAAAAAAAGUUGAACGGCAUAAAUCAACUUUAAGGUAAAUAAAAUGUUUUUUCUUCUUUUUCAUUUUACUUUAUUGAUCAGCGUCAGAAUCUCCUCUUUGUGCUGUUGUACGAUUUAUGUUCUUUAUGGAUGUUCUAUAUAAUUUUAAAUCAUUCGAUGUGCAA
Mangifera indica (mango) is the source of this 1524-nucleotide messenger RNA. RefSeq names its product nicotinamide adenine dinucleotide transporter 1, chloroplastic-like. The transcript has 9 exons. NCBI's taxonomy places the organism in Eukaryota, Viridiplantae, Streptophyta, Magnoliopsida, Sapindales, Anacardiaceae. The record is from RefSeq and is a predicted model, not a curated record. The coding region runs from base 215 to 1243 and encodes 342 amino acids. Gene Ontology annotation, molecular function: NAD transmembrane transporter activity. Gene Ontology annotation, biological process: NAD transmembrane transport.